Messenger RNA from Andrographis paniculata, 3149 nucleotides. RefSeq names its product probable xyloglucan glycosyltransferase 5. The coding region runs from base 607 to 2676 and encodes 689 amino acids. Gene Ontology annotation, cellular component: Golgi apparatus. Lineage: Eukaryota; Viridiplantae; Streptophyta; Magnoliopsida; Lamiales; Acanthaceae. The record is from RefSeq and is a predicted model, not a curated record. The transcript has 5 exons. Gene Ontology annotation, molecular function: glycosyltransferase activity.
UCGUAAUUUCUUCACCAAAAUUUCACCAUGAACAAAAACUCACAGCCAAAGUGAUUCUUUUAAUGGCAGAAAGGUCGUUUCUUUAUUAGAGAAUAAACUUCUUUUCCCCAUUGAGAGGUUUUCAUUCAUAUGGAUCAUCGCCAUCCGCACUUCACUGUAAAUGUUCCCAGCUAAAAAACAAAAUGUAUUUAAUUCUGGUCGUGAAAUUGAGGGAUCAACUACUGCAAUUUUUUUAGAGUUUUUUUGUUUGUUUGUUUCAUCUCCAUUUUUACUGGUUCAGUAAAGCUUGAGCUGUAUGUAUAUAAUAUUUGUAAGAGGAAGGAAGUUUUGUUUAUGGCAUAUACCUUUCUCUUUCCCUGUAAUGGUGCUUUGCUUGCAAUGCUUCCUCCGGUAGCGUUUGAGAUUGCGCAAAGAAUAUUGUAAAAGGAUUUUUUUAUGUAAAUUUUCUUUCUUAAUUCUUCCCCUUUUUCAAUUUUGUUCUUCUGCUGUUUGCUGGAGCUCAUCCAUGGCGGAACUAGGAGCUAUUUAACCAUUUUUGUUCAGCAAUGUUGAGAUCUAAGGCGUAGAAAUUUAGGGGAAAAGGAUUUAAUUUAGGGUUGCAGGAAAAUGGCUUCAAGAUUGAAUCUGUUCAAUUGGUGGGGGAGAGACGGCGGGCCGAAGGGGACGCCGGUGAUUGUGAAAAUGGAAAACCCUAAUUUCUCGAUCGUGGAAAUCGACGGUCCAGAUUCAGCGUUCAAGCCGGUGGAAAAGAGCCGGCUCAGGAACGCCAAGCAAGUGCGGUGGAUUCUGCAGCUCAAGGCGAACCGCGCCGUCGGCUGUCUGGCUUGGCUCGGCGCCAUUCUCUGGGCUCUCCUCCGGAGCAUCAAGCGGCGGCUAAUUCUCCGGCAAGGCGUCGCCGUCGCCAGCGAGCGGCUCGGCAACGGCCGGCUAAUGCUGAAGCUCAUCAAAGCCCUGCUGGCGGCUUCUUUAGCAGUGCUGGCUUUCGAAACGGCGGCGUACGUCAAAGGGCUGCAUUACUUCGACGGCGCUGCCGCCGACGUCCGGGGACUCUUCCACUCCGCCUACGCUGCCUGGGUGGCGCUCCGCCGCCACCACAUCGCGCCGGCGGUUCAGUCUUUAUCCACCUUCUGUGUAGCUCUGUUUAUAAUCCAGUCUUUGGACCGGCUCGCGCUUUGCCUCGGCUGCGCCUACAUCAAGCUGAAGAAAAUCAAGCCGGAAAUCAACGGCGGAGAUCCAUUCCAGCCGGAGGAUCCCGAACAAGGACAGCCGUACGAUUUCCCCAUGGUUCUUGUACAAAUUCCCAUGUGUAAUGAGCGCGAGGUCUACGAGCUUUCGAUCUCCGCCGUCUGUCAGCUCGACUGGCCGAAGGACCGCCUGCUGAUCCAAAUCCUCGACGAUUCCGACGACGACAGCAUCCAGUGUCUGAUCAAGACAGAGGUCUCGAAAUGGAGCCAAAAGGGAGUUAACAUAAUCUACCGCCACCGGAAAGUUCGAACCGGCUACAAAGCCGGCAAUCUCAAAUCGGCGAUGAGCUGCGGCUACGUCAAGAAUUACGAAUUCGUCGCCAUAUUCGAUGCAGAUUUCCAGCCGACGCCGGAUUUCCUCAAGAAAACCGUGCCAUACUUCAAGGACAAUCCGGAGCUCGGACUGGUUCAGACACGGUGGUCGUUCGUGAACAAGGACGAAAACUUGCUCACCCGACUCCAAAACAUCAACUUAUGCUUUCACUUCGAGGUCGAACAGCAGGUCAAUGGCGCGUUCCUCAACUUCUUUGGCUUCAACGGCACCGCUGGCGUUUGGAGGAUCAAAGCGUUGGAAGAUUCCGGCGGAUGGCUCGAACGAACAACCGUCGAAGACAUGGACAUCGCCGUGCGCGCACAUCUCAAGGGCUGGAAGUUCGUGUUCCUAAACAACGUCAAGGUCGUAUGCGAAGUUCCUGAGUCGUUCGAAGCUUACCGGAAGCAGCAGCACCGGUGGCAUUCGGGCCCAAUGCAGCUCUUCCGGCUAUGCCUACCCGCCGUAAUCGCGUCAAAGAUAUCGAUAUGGAAAAAGGCGAACUUGAUCUUCCUCUUCUUCCUACUACGAAAACUCAUCCUCCCCUUCUAUUCAUUCACAUUGUUCUGCGUCGUUCUUCCGCUAACGAUGUUCAUCCCCGAAGUCGAGCUCCCGAUGUGGGUUCUCUGCUACAUUCCGGCAUUCAUGACGCUCCUAAAUAUCCUCCCGGCGCCAAAAUCGAUCCCCUUCGUUGCGCCGUAUCUUCUCUUCGAAAACACAAUGUCCGUCACCAAAUUCAACGCGAUGGUCUCGGGGCUUUUCCAGCUCGGCAGCUCGUACGAAUGGAUCGUCACGAAGAAAUCCGGGAGAUCGUCCGAAUCCGACCUGAUAUCCGCGGCCGAGAGUGACAUUACGCCGUUGAACCAACACGUCGUCCGCGGAGCCUCCGAAAACGAUCUUCCCGACGUCGUUCAAUCGAAGGAUCAAAAGCGUCGAGUUCCCGCCGAGAAAAAAUCAAACAAGAUUUAUCGAAAGGAGCUCGCCCUCGCCUUCCUGCUGCUAACGGCGUCGAUUCGAAGCCUUCUGUCGGCGCACGGGUUGCACUUCUACUUCCUCCUGUUUCAAGGCGUCACAUUCGUCCUUGUCGGUCUCGACUUGAUUGGCGAGCAAAUUAUCGAAUGAUCCGAGACGAAACGACAAAUGCCGUCGAACAAAUCACGCGAGGCAGCCGGCGCCAUUUUUGUCGCCAUCGCCGUCAUUUUUCCGAUCGAAUAAGACCACCCGUCUCCUCCUCCCGCCGCCGCCGUCGUCGCCGCUGCCGAUUUUCCGGCGCCGGUAGGAUUAGCAGUGAAAAUAGAGUCUCCAUUUUUACUGAAUAGCACAGUACAGAGAUAGAGGAAAAUCUGAAUUCCAGAAUUCCUCCAAAGCUUUUUUUAAGUUUUUGUGUGUGUAUUUGUGAUUGAUUGUUGUAUAGAUUGUUCCAGUGGUUAUGAUUUUUAAUUUUAAAGAUUAAUUUAUUUUUUUUUAUUUCAAUUAGUUCUCUAUGUAAAUUUUAUGAUUUUCUAUAAAAAUAAAAUUCAAAAGUUUGUUAUAAGUGUCGGCAGGAAGAUGGAACAUGAUUAGUGGGAAAUAACAAAGAGGUUUGGUUGAACCAA